AUGCCCCAUUGCGGUAACGCUAUAAGAAAAGAAGAUGAUGGUGGUGAGGUCGAGGUUGAAUGCUUGUGUGGUCAUCAGUUUUGUUUCAAUUGUCUAUGUGAGUUUGACUAUCCUUGCGCUUGCUUGGUGUGGAACCUAUUGAAAAAGAUGCAUGAAGAAGAGUCUGAAACACUUAACUAG
This is a messenger RNA of Eruca vesicaria subsp. sativa (arugula), 180 nucleotides long. The record is from the annotation of a GenBank genome assembly. Lineage: Eukaryota; Viridiplantae; Streptophyta; Magnoliopsida; Brassicales; Brassicaceae.